This is a messenger RNA of Chiloscyllium plagiosum (whitespotted bambooshark), 4231 nucleotides long. Its product is annotated as histamine H2 receptor-like. NCBI's taxonomy places the organism in Eukaryota, Metazoa, Chordata, Chondrichthyes, Orectolobiformes, Hemiscylliidae. Gene Ontology annotation, molecular function: G protein-coupled receptor activity; dopamine neurotransmitter receptor activity, coupled via Gs. Gene Ontology annotation, biological process: positive regulation of MAPK cascade; adenylate cyclase-activating adrenergic receptor signaling pathway; G protein-coupled dopamine receptor signaling pathway. Gene Ontology annotation, cellular component: plasma membrane. The record is from RefSeq and is a predicted model, not a curated record.
ACGGCUGUUAGAGUGCGCAGAGAUAAGGGUAGACUAGCCUUUUUAGUUUGUCUCCCGGCUCUGAAGCAUGUUGCACAGAGUAGCAGAGGGAAAGUGAAGGGGAAAGCAGCAGUCCGCUAGAGACACCUCGUUUAACGUAACGGGCUGCCGUGCUGAAGAUGUGGCCGGAGAGAAACCUCUCACUGGAGUCCAACCAUUCGCUGCUCUGCAGCCUGGCGGGGAGAGAGGGGAACAGCAGCGUCUGGUUAUCUCCCCAGGAUGUGAUGGUCGGGGUGUUGCUCACUGCUAUUGACCUGGUCACCUUCGUGGGCAACACUGUGGUGUUCAUCUGCCCGGCUUUGGAGAAAAGACUCAGGACCGUCACUUAUAUGUUCAUCAUGUCAUUGGCCAUGGCAGAUUUACUCCUUGCUUGUCUUGUUAUGCCCUUCAGUAUUAUUUAUGAAGUAACUGGAGUGUGGAUGUUUGGUAGACAGUUCUGCAAAGUCUGGAUCUCCUUCGAUGUCAUGUUCUGCACGGCGUCCAUCGUCACUCUGUGUUUCAUCAGCUUGGACCGGUACUGCUCAGUCGUCACUCCUUACCACUACCCGAGGAGGAUGUCCCGCAAAAGAUGCAUCAUAAUGGCAGUGACAAUUUGGGUCUACUCAUCACUAAUAUCGUUUCUACCCGUGAUGCAAGGAUGGAACGAGAUACCAGGCGUCAAUUUUGAUGCCGGGACAGAAUGCGUCUUUGUGACCAACUGGGCGUUCGCUAUCGUGGCAUCUGCCUUGGCAUUCUACAUCCCCUUCCUAAUCAUGUGCAGCAUGUACUUCUUCAUCUACCGGGCAUCCCGCCUGAAAUCCAGCCGGAUUAUGGCACAGACUCUGGACCUCCACUACCACCCCAAUAGCAAGCGGCCAAAUAACCUACAGCUGGAAAACAAAGCCACACGGACAAUGAGCAUCAUCAUUUCGGUUUUUGUCAUGUGCUGGCUCCCUUACUUUGUCUUUAAUGUCUGGCUAGCAGUCCAUGGUGCCGAGUCGACCAGCGAUGUUAUCACCCAUGUCUUUAAAGUCAUAACAUGGUUGGGCUACUGCAAUUCCACCAUCAACCCCAUGCUUUACGCCUUCCUCAACCGUGACUUCCAGCGGGCACUAAAGAAGCUGCUCAUCUGCCGGCGCUGGAGGACACAGGUGGACAUUGGUGAGGACAUGGUAUCCAUUGUAACCUUCUCUAAGACAGCCCAGGAUGCUGAGUAUAAUACUAAGGUGACCAACAUUCCCAAUGGAAACAAAAGCAAAUCCAAGCAAUAGUUGAGGUCAGGUGGAGAAGGCUCCUGUGAUGUGUAAACACUGACCUGAACCAGUUAGACCAAAUUUUUUGUUUCUGCACUAUACAUAACAUGGCCUGUCAUUUGCCAUUAGCUUCGAAGAACUUUGUCCAUAGGAUCUCUGUGGCCGUCGGUUUCACCUUUUGCUAUCAUCCUGCCUUCAGCUCAAGAGGAUCUCCAGCAUUCAGCAGCAGCGAUGGCUUCAAGGAGACCAAGCAGCCAAUCGCAUUGAAGAAUUCUCAUAGACAGCAAAACAGGAAAUAAAAACCACAAAAAAUUUUUCAUUUUUAAUAAUUUUAUAGAUGGCAAAAUAGAGAUUGGGCUCAACACAAUGGAUUAAAGUAGAAGCUGAAAAAUCAUAAAUUUCAACACCAAAACAAUCUUUAAAAAUUAAUUUUGUUUAAUUUCUUUUCAUAUUGAAAAUAAUUGAGAUUCCACACAUCUGAAAGUGGUACUAUUAGUGACAGAGAGGUUAUUCAGAAAUAAUUCUGAAUAAAAUAAGCUAUUGGAAAUCCAGUUACUCUUCAUUUAAAGCAGAUGUAUCAGUUCCAAGAGCUUUUACAUUGGGACUAAUAGCGUAAAAGUGGAAGAUUACCUUAAAUCCAGUGCUCAGAACAUUUACAUUUGCAGGGAAUCUAACAGCUGACCCAGCACAGGAACUGGGUCCAAGAGCAACUUUUCAGCUUCCGUCUCCAACUGCAAAUAUAUGAACUCCAAAAGCUGUACCAUCAGUCCGACUACACCAUAUCCUGUUUUCCACUAUUUGAUUGAUAUUACUGUGACCAUUUUACUCCUUGGCAUUUCUCCCUUGUUCCUUGUAAGUUCCAAAUGUCUACACUAUCUACUUCCUUUCUCAUUGUGUUAUAAUGCAAUUAUUUGGUGUGCUUCUUGCUCCACAUUAUUCUCCUAGAUCCUCAGAAGUGUGGGUUCUCUGCUUCCUAAGCCUUUCCAUCUUUCUGCAGGCUAUUAUUCCUGAAACCCCAAAUUGCUGUCACUAUUUCCUGAUUUCAUUCGUAUUCUCUGCUGCUUUGUUGAGUCUUGUGAUGUCCAACACCAUGAACCUAGGCUCCUCCAAUAAAGAUAUCUUAGUGGGAUGUGGGCGUGGAGGGUAGAAAAACAUUCUGAAUAUAUUUACAUACAGUCCGUUGUAAAAUCAAAUUUUAUGACUUCUGGAUAUUACAUGUGAUGGUGUGUUAAAUGUUAGACACUCUCUUAUUAGAAUAGUGAUGCCAUGGACUAAAGUACAAUUCACAUAAGACUCUAAGCAGCUUGGCAACAUGAUGUGAAAAUAAUAUUGUGUUAGCUCCUCGUGCUGUUAUGCAUUACUGUCUGACAAGAGUUAUCUGACAAUGGGAGUCAAAUAACCAGAGGGAGAUUGUAUAAAAGAAGAUAGACUGGGAAGUCCCAUGUCCCUCUGCCCACUUCCACUUUGCUCUAUCUCUCACAUUCUGCAAUUCUUUCCACGGGCAACUGUCCAUCCAAUUCUCUGUUGAAUCUGCUGAUGUUAUCUGCCUAACGUGUUCCCAGGUAGUUUUGUCUGCUUGAUCACCAUUCUUCUCAGUAAACCUAGAAAGUUUGUUCAUCUUCCCUCAUCAGAGUGGUGCUUGCUGUAGGGUUUAAUUUUCAGGUUGACAUAAGAAUGCCAUAGCGUGCUGUCUUAUUGUGGUAACAGGUAAGUUCAGUGUAGAAGUAAGCCAUAUAGAACAGAUAGAAAAGGAUCAUGUUGAAUCACUAGCCAGUGAUGAUCUUGUCUGAUUGCAAACAAAUACAGCUAGUGGGUUGGAAAUCUUUACCCAAUGACAAGACAAACCAUAGCAGUAGAUUGUGUCAUCUGCCUUCAAGAUGUUGAUGUGUACAAAGGUUUCAUUUAUCUACACUGAAUACAUCAAAAUGUGACUUUUAAUAGAGAUUUUCCCUUCUAUAUUCACCUAGAUUAGCGUAACAGGCUCAGUUUAUAUAAACUUUAGCUGGGACAGUCUUGGUAUAAAGACAAUCACAUUUAUGGUCGGUCUACCUCCCCAUGAGAGACCUGUAGCAGCACAACAGAAGAGUCCUGAGAGUCUAAACUUCAUUCAACACCUGUCCCUCUCUAUUACUGCAGUCUGAGGGAUAGAUGCAGAUAUCAGACCCAUUUCUUCCAAGCACUUUUUCUUCAUUCCCUCCCCACCCAGGGCUAGGCAGAUGACAAGGUAUCCUUUGUGCCAGUAAUCCUUUAUCUUCCUUUAUUUAAAUGGCUAGAGCAUCGCUAAUGCCUCAAGUAGACAGCUUUUGUUGUUUCGAAUCUGUUUUCUUGGUCACUGUACGUGUUCCCUGUUGAGACCUCUGCACCAUGCAGCUCCCUCCCUCAUGUUUAUGAAAGUAGCAGUGAAAUUCUUGUUUUGUUGCAGUGUAAAAGUGAUGUUUCUGGUUUAACUGUAUGUUAAUCUGUCAGAUUAAAUAAAUAUAUUUUGCACAAAUAAUAAUAAUUACAUUACCUUUUAUGAUCACUCCAUUGGAGGUUCAUUUCUGUCAGUUUGUAUCUGUUAUUCAUUUAGGUUACUCAUGCUUUAAGGUCAAGGGUUAAUCUCAUGAUGAUUAAUUUCCAAUGAACCAGUGUAGUAUUGUGUCCUAGUCAUUCCAUCAGAUAGCCAGUUAAAUGUACAUCUGGUGGAGUACAUGUGACUGACACCCAAUCUGGUUCAGAACUAUGUGAGGAAUAAAAGGACGACGAGGUUAGGAAUAGAGCCAGUCAAAGACUUAAGUGGGAAGCUGUGUGUGGACCCUGUGGAGAUCGGAGAGGUGCUAAACAAAUAUUUCUCAUCUGUUUUUGCUCAGGAAAAGAGAAUAUUUUAGAGGCGAAGAAUGAGAAAUGGGAUAUUAGACUAGAAAGGAUGGAGGUUAGUAAGGAAGAGGUGUCAUAAAUUCUAGAAGGAGUGAAAGUAGACA